Molecule: messenger RNA, 1534 nt
Organism: Spinacia oleracea (spinach)
Lineage: Eukaryota; Viridiplantae; Streptophyta; Magnoliopsida; Caryophyllales; Amaranthaceae
Product: probable pyridoxal 5'-phosphate synthase subunit PDX1
Exons: 1
Coding region: 370-1308 (312 amino acids)
Biological process (GO): pyridoxine biosynthetic process; amino acid metabolic process; pyridoxal 5'-phosphate biosynthetic process
Molecular function (GO): amine-lyase activity
Source: RefSeq, a predicted model, not a curated record
UGAGUGAUGAGUGAUGACCAAGGAUCACAUGAAAAAUCAAGCAUAGAGUGAUAGAUCAUACUAUCAUAGAACCAUGAAAUCCACAACUUCACACGGAUACCUUUCUUUUUUCUUUUUCUUUUUCUUUUUCUUUUUUUGCCUAAUUUUAAAAUCAAUAAAAAUACUGGUUUAAACAAAAUCAGAGACCACUGGAAAGUGGAAACAAAUCGACAAAGAUAGCCACCCUCUCUUCUCAUUUCCUUGCCUCUCCCCAAAAAUCCCAUCCAUAAAUUCCCCUUCUCUGCUCCACUCUCUCUCCUCCAUCUCCACCUUUCUCUAGGGUUCAUCUUCUUCCUCCUUCCUCCACCGCUCUUUCUCUCUCCACAAAAAAUGUCAGGAAGCGGCGUUGUCACCGUCUAUGGAAACGGCGCAAUUACCGAGACCUCCACCAACAAGAAAUCCCCAUUCUCCGUCAAAGUCGGCCUCGCUCAAAUGCUCCGUGGUGGCGUCAUCAUGGACGUCGUCAACGCUGAACAGGCCCGUAUCGCCGAGGAAGCCGGUGCAUGUGCCGUCAUGGCUCUUGAACGUGUCCCCGCCGACAUCCGUGCCCAAGGCGGUGUGGCCCGUAUGUCCGACCCGCAACUCAUUAAGGAAAUCAAGCGGGCUGUCACCAUCCCCGUCAUGGCCAAGGCCCGUAUUGGCCAUUUCGUGGAGGCGCAAAUUCUGGAAGCCAUCGGUGUCGACUAUGUCGAUGAAUCCGAGGUUUUAACCCUAGCCGAUGACGAAAACCAUAUCAACAAGCACAAUUUCCAGAUCCCCUUCGUUUGCGGCUGCCGUAACCUCGGAGAAGCCCUCCGCCGUAUCCGCGAAGGCGCGGCGAUGAUCCGAACCAAAGGAGAAGCCGGUACAGGGAACAUCAUCGAGGCUGUCCGUCACGUGAGGUCCGUGAUGGGAGAUAUCCGGGUGCUUCGCAACAUGGAUGAUGAUGAGGUGUUUACAUUUGCUAAGAAGAUAUCUGCACCCUAUGAUCUUGUGAUGCAGACAAAGCAGCUUGGAAGGCUCCCCGUGGUUCAUUUCGCAGCGGGUGGCGUUGCGACCCCGGCCGAUGCGGCGCUGAUGAUGCAGCUUGGGUGUGACGGAGUGUUUGUGGGUUCUGGUGUGUUUAAGAGUGGUGAUCCUGCAAGGCGGGCGAGGGCUAUUGUUCAGGCCGUGACACAUUACAGUGACCCAGGAAUGUUGGCGGAUGUGAGUUGUGGGUUGGGAGAGGCGAUGGUUGGAAUUAAUUUGAAUGAUGAGAAGGUUGAGAGGUAUGCUGCUCGUUCUGAGUGAAUGUUAUAGUAUUUGAUAAUAAUAGAAAUUGGGAUUUUCCAGAGGGGUUUAUGUUUCUUAAGCUUUUAGUGAUGAUUAGGUUUAUGUUGUUUUUGGGUUUGGAAUUCAUAUAGUUUUUUCAAAAGAAAAGAAAAAUAUAUAAAAAAAAACGUAGUGAAGAAUCAUAAAACAUAUGAUGAUGUAAUUCAGCAUUUUCUAAUGAAAUGAAUUGGGUUUUCUGCUUCAA